CGGAGGUAUCGUCUCCGAUCGGAUCGGUGACUGUGAGAUCGCAAUUGAGUACGCCUCUCAUUUCAGUACACAGGUCGGAGCAUCAGAAAUGAGAGAGAGCUCCGAUAUUAAAGAUUUAAUCUCCUACGGAGACGAUUUAAUCAACUUACCGAACUCCAAGAACGGAUUCGGCGUCGUAUCGCAAAGCUUCGACCACUCAAAAGCUCUCCACUUCGCUUGCGAUGAGGAUUUCAAUCAGAUUCAGGAAUCUUUCAAAGAUUGUAAGAAGAAGCUAGAAGCUUGCAAGAAGAAAACAGAGGAAGCUUAUUCAGAUGAAUCAUCAGGAGACGAUGACAUUGAGCGUCUUCAGAAAGAGCUUGAUGAAGAUAUGGAACUAGAAAGCAAGAUAAAUGACGAGCUUAGAGUCGUUGCUGAUUAACUCAAAGACCUGAAUGCACAAUGGACAUCGGUUGAUGAAAAGAGGCAAUCUUUAAAGAGUAAAGACCGGGACGACUUGAGAGCUGAGUAAGAUGCAGUAGCUUCUUCUGAAUGUUUGGUAAGAUAUUGGGCUUCUCAACUCCUCUUUUUAUCUGCAGGAAGAAGCUUUCUAUGUAUGCUUGUGUCACAAAGGUUAUACCAGAAGCAGACGUUAAUGAUCCAUCAAAGAUCUCAGGCUGUAUCCUUUUUCUUUUCAUCAUCUCUCUACUUCACGAGUCUCAUUCCUUGAAAGAUAUAUAACCUUGUAGAUUAAUUUAUAAAUUCCGCAACUUGUACAGAAUAGAAAGAUUCCACAACUUGUAUAAAUAGAUUUAUAAAGUCUUA
Molecule: messenger RNA, 801 nt
Organism: Brassica oleracea var. oleracea
Lineage: Eukaryota; Viridiplantae; Streptophyta; Magnoliopsida; Brassicales; Brassicaceae
Exons: 4
Coding region: 89-418 (109 amino acids)
Biological process (GO): regulation of chromosome segregation
Source: RefSeq, a predicted model, not a curated record